CAAAGGGACAGUAUCUGUUUGACCUCAUCUGCCACCAUCUCAACUUGCUGGAGAAAGACUAUUUUGGCAUCAGAUAUGUGGAUCCAGACAAGCAGCGGCACUGGUUGGAGUUCUCAAAAUCAAUUGCAAAGCAAAUGAAAUUCAAUUCUUUUGGGUUUUCUAACUGUUGACCAGAAGAAGAAAAAAACUUCACUUUGGGCUUCUGCACCUUGUGUUGGGCGAGUAUCAUUAUUUGUGACAUUUUAUAGAGUAAAUAAUUGAUCCAGAGGACAUUUUGAUUUAUCUAUAUUGAAAAAUCUGUAGUGUAUUUAUGUUUAGGAUUUAUUUAUGACAGGGGUGAUGCACAUUGAUUAACAGACUGAUUCCAGACUGAUUUCCAUGUCUUGUCAUUGGUCCUAAAAAUAUAUCAAAACAUCAUAUUUUAUAAAAUGAAUGUACACAACAUAAUAAAUAUGCACAAGAUAGUACAGUAAACUACCACCAAUAAAUAACGCCACCGUAUAACGGAUGGUAGCCACAAGCCAUUAUAAAUGAAGCAAAAAACAAAAGCAUGCAAGGAAGGGUAAUAGCAGGGCCCUGAUCAAGACCAACUAACUGACCUAGUAGGAUUUUUGAAACUCUACUUUAAAUCUGUCUGUUUGUCUCAAAACUGUCCUGCUGUCUCCCACAAUCGAUUGUUUGAUAUAUGACAAUGAAAGGAUUCCUGUGUGUUUCUUACAUGUUUUGUGUGUGUUUCCUCCAGCUCAGCCUCCAUUCACCAUGUGUCUGAGAGUCAAGUUCUACCCUCCUGAACCCGCCUCUCUAAAGGAGGAAAUCACUCGAUAUCUUGUCUUCCUGCAAAUCAAGAGAGACCUCUACCAUGGUCGGCUCCUGUGUAAAACCUCGGAUGCGGCCAUGCUCGCUGCUCACAUCCUCCAAGCUGAGAUUGGUAAUUACGACCCUGGGAAGCAUCCUGAAGGUUACAGCUCUAAAUUUCAGUUUUUCCCUAAACAUUCGGAGAAGCUGGAGCGCCGGAUUUCAGACAUACACAAGACAGAGCUGAUUGGACAGACACCAGAGACAUCAGAGCGAAAUUUCCUGCAGAAAGCCCAGAUGCUGGAGACAUAUGGUGUUGAUCCACAUCCAUGCAAGGAUGUGUCCGGGAACCCAGCUUUCCUCGCCUUCACACCAUUUGGUUUUGUGGUGCUUCAGGGAAACAGGAGAGUUCAUUUUCUUAAAUGGAACGAAGUGACCAAACUGAAGUUCGAAGGCAAGACCUUCCACGUACAUGCAAAUCAGAGGGAGGAUAAAAAGAUCAUCUUGACAUACUUUGCGCCCACACCGGAGGCAUGCAAGCACCUUUGGAAGUGUGGAGUGGAGAACCAAGCUUUCUAUAAGCUUGAGAAGUCAAGUCAGGUUCGAACGGUGUCCAGCAGCAACUUAUUCUUCAAGGGCAGCCGUUUCCGUUACAGUGGUCGAGUGGCAAAAGAGGUGAUGGAGCAGAGUGCCAAAAUCAAACGCGAACCUCCAGAAAUACACAGAGCUGGCCUCGUGCCCAGCAGAAGUUGUCCAUCCAUCACCCACGGGCCUCGCCUAACCAGUGUGCCACGCACACGUCGGAGAGCUGUGCACAUAUCUAUCAUGGAGGGUCUGGAGUCAUUGCGUGACAGUGCCCACUCUACACCAGUGCGUUCAGUGUCCCAUGGGGACUGCUUCAUGCCACGCUCCCGGAGCCAGGCCACGGACGCCAGUGAGAGGACUGCGGUGAUCUCCGACGAGGCCUACAGCCCGUCUGACAGCGUCCUGCCCACCCCGGUGGCCGAGCACAGCAUGGAGCUAGCUGUCUCGCGCCAGAUCAAUGGGGCGCCCUGCAGCAUCGAGGAGGAGAAGGAGUCGGAGGCGGGCACCCCCAUGCGCGGGGAAGGGGGUGAUUUUGGUGCGGACGGUAGAUCCGCACAGGAGGGUGCAGGGGGGGACUCGACCCUCAGCGAGGUGGAACAGGUGAAUAAAUUUGUCUUAAGUGUCCUCCGUUUGCUCCUUGUGACCAUUGGACUGCUCUUUGUCUUGCUCCUCCUCCUUAUCAUCCUAACCGAGUCAGACCUUGACAUUGCAUUUUUACGUGAUAUCCGCCAGACCCCCGAAUUUGAGCAGUUCCAUUACGAAUACUUUUGUCCCCUCAGGCGGUGGUUUGCCUGCAAGCUCCGCUGGGUGGGCGAGUUGCUCAUUAACAAGUGAGAGUGAGGUCGUAGAGUUCGUAAGCCCGUUCAGGGGUCUGAGAUGACGGUUUAGGACUCCGGAGUGAUGGAGGGCAGCCUCGUCCCAACCAUGAACCCUGCUUGUCUCAUCAUCCUCCUGCAGACACAGCUCGGACCACUCCUGGUAACACCGGGCCUGGAUCUCUCUUCCCCUCCUCCACUUUGAGUUAACCCUUACCCACCCAACCACCUCCUCGUUUCGCUUCUUUUCUUCUUCUUUUCUACAAAGCCUAAGAACUUUUUUUUUUUGCAUUUUUUUUUAUUUCAACUCAUUCAAGUAUUUUAUUUUUUCAAAUAACACAAAGGAAAAAAAUUGUAAACAGAAAUAUAGGAACUGAAGAAGUUUAAACGGUUCCUUUUUACAGGAACAGAAGACUUUGCUGCAACGGAUGAACGUUGCCUUCAUUUAUUAUUUAUUGCUUUUAAACAUGUAUUUGCAUAGGGAAAGGAGAAAAGAUGAACAGCAAUCGAGAAGUUGAUUUGUCAUUAAAAUGAAGAUGGAAGUGAGAUUUGUUAGUGUUGAUAGGCCUACUGCUGUGAAGUAAAUGUGAGGCAAAGUCUUUCGAUAUUGGUUCAUCACCAUCAGAAGUCAACUAGACAAACAACAAAUUCAGAAAAAGCAGAACAAUUUUAAGGGAAUAAACCUUGAUAGCAGGCGGGGUGGUUACCUAAUACCUUUUUCAAGAAUAAGGCACCAAGCUGCAGAAAAGGUUGAUUUGUGGAUUGUUUGAAGACACAAUUACAUUUUAGUAUACAGUGGUGUACAAAGUAAACUGAUGAAGAACAAUAUUGUUUUAUCUAACAUUUUAUAGGGAUUCAGUAAAAUAAACCAGUACCCAUCGUGUGCCAGAUGCAGUUAGAGAAAUAUUCAUGAAGAGCAAAGAUUAAUAGAUAAGUCUAGAUAGAUGUGCAAUGCUCAUAUGGUUUUAAUAAUUAAGUACUUUUGAAUGUGCUCAUUUGUUCAGUUGUUCUGUAAUUUCUCCAAUUAAUUUGAUUUGCAUUUUUCUCAUCAAGUUGAAAUUCAAUGAAUUUCAAUAAUUUCUUUGUGUGAAAAGUUUAUGAUUUAUUUUGGUUUCAUAUCAACCUUGCUCUUAGGUUCAUGUAUCAUACUAUAUUAUUAUUAGAAUAAGAAUAACGAUGUACUUUUUGUACAAAUUAGUUUGUUCUAGUAGUUUUCCUAAUAUAUAUUGACAGGUUUUCCAUGUAUAUUUUAACAGAACUGAAAUGUUAUUUUGUUAUUGAAGAUUAAAUUAUACCUUUUUUAGCGCUGUGUUUCAAGUAAGGUCAGAAGCGAUUAUAGAAAUGUGGAAGUGGGGACUAAAAAAAACAGGGUUUUUAUCCAGAUCCACUUAACACUGAUCACACCUCUCAUCAGUCCACCAGCAGUGAAUCAGCCUUCAAUGUGUGCAUAAUUUUAAUGUUAAUGUUAAUGAACAUGAAUUUGUACAGAAUGAAAUCUGGAGAUAUCAUUAUACCACCACAAGAACCAAAUAAUCCAAAAGCACAUUUUCACCUUUCAUAACUUUGCCAUAUCUUAUUUUACUAUAAGAGUUUGGAGGGGGGAGCCUGACCGAUACUGGAUCUUGUCACUUCAUCCUUGAGCCAUUACCUAUCCUCACACUGAAAUUCAUUUUAAAUAUGGUGAAGCAGAACUAAAGCUGAAACAAUUUGUUAAUCGAUUGAAUUAUUGGCAGCUUUUUUUAAAUAAUUAGCAGCUAUAUUUCAAGCAAAAUGGCAAACAUUUUCUGGUUUCAGCAGAAUUUCUCUGUUUCAUAUCAUAAAUAUGUAAAUUGAAUAUAAUUUGGGUUUGAGCCUGGUAAAAACUGAUUUAAAAAAAGAAAAUUGGCCUAUUUUGAAUAUGUCACCUUGGGUUCUAAGAAAUUCUGAUGGAUUUCCUUCACUAUUUUCUGACAUUUUAUUGACCCAACAAUGAAUGUAUUCAUCUAGAAAAUAAUGGGCAUAUUAAUCAAUAAUGAAAAAAAGUGUUUGUUGGCGUCCUAAACAAAACAUUUUUUCAAUAAUAAAUGAAGAAUGAACAAUUAAAGGGGACAGGAAACACACCCUCUUUGGUAGGGAGAAAACAAUGUAGUCUGCUUCUGAGGUACAUUAUGCACUUUGCUUGCACUAAAUUCUUUUUAAAUACGUACUUUAGUUGUUUCCUUAAAUUAAUUUAAUAAAAGAAGACACAAAUAUUUCUUUGACAAGCCAAUAUUGGCGAAUAAUACCUGCCCUAAGAUUUGUCUGUCAGGCUCGAGACUCCAGGAAGCAAUAACUGCCACAGUUGCGAGAUUCUGGGUAAAAUCUGUUUUUUGUACUGCGUGUAUACAUCCUGCAGCAGGUGCAGGUGUAAGUGUUACUGUGUCUGUAUGUAGGAAUGGAAAUAAGAUGAAAGGUUGUAGCGGUGGAGGAUUAGACUGAGAGGUGAAAAACUUUUGAAAAAGGCAAGAAGGAAUUAGUGGAAGGAAAAGAGAAAGGAAAUUCAAUGAGAGAAAGAGGAAGAGAAGACUGAAGGAUAUCAGAGGCCUUCAAGAGGUUCUUUGAAUGUAGGAUUUAAAAAACAAAUUGGGGAUGUAAGGCACUUGGUGACUCGCCACUUACAAUGGCUGCACAGGGUUGCUUGUUUUUGGCCAGCUAAUACAAACAUCACACUCUCACACCAACACCUGCUGCUGCUCCACUAAAGGCCCGAUGGUGCUACCUUCUUUGUUUGCUGUAUUGCUGUAUGUGUAAUCCGAGCCCGUCAGGCCUUGGCUAAGUUUUAGUCCUGACCAUAGAGUAGCAUGCACUUUGGUGUUGUGGCUGGAUCCACUCCUGAAGCUCACUAUCCUUCACUAGUUAUCUGUGGUGGAGGGAGCCCCACUGACAUUUCUUAGCACAAUGCUAGAGGGAAUAUCAAAUCAUUACAGCUACGUUGGCAAGAAACCUGUCAUAGAUGCAGUGCAGGAGCUUAUUUAUGUCAAGAUCACAAUUUGUAACUCGGAUACAACCAGUAAAUAGCGAUGCAAAGAUGAAGAACAUUUUUCCUAACGGGGUUGGAGCAGGGUGGGUGGGUUCAUUUUUUUGGUGUACAUUCAUACUUCAUAUUUAUUACUUCUUUACUGACAUAAAGGUCAACAGGACCGACCAGUGCAGCCGGGCUGAGUUGUUAGCAGGACAUCUUUUAAAGGUCAGUUUACAAAGGUGUUUCUCAUACAUCUACCAGCAUUAUGUAGCUUCAGUAGUCUCUCUGAACAUGCAACAAUUAAAAAAAAAAACACAAGAAAAAGGCAGCAUUAUUCAAGGAGCAAUAAUCAGCUAUAAGAGCAAAAAGAUGUGAUUUAAAAACUUGUGUAUGAAAAUCUGACGAUGAGUAAGUCAAAUAUGUCCUUUCUGUUUCUAGAAAAAACACUUACCAAAUUGCUGUUGUGCUGACUCUAACAAUGAUGUGACCACCUGAGACACUUACUGUUGCAUUCAUAUAUAACAUUUUAUAAAAAAUUGAUUUUUCCUUAGAGACCUCUGUUCUGCUGUUUUCUUUGCAUUGUUAAGUGACAGAUUGUUCCCUGUGCCUGGAUCCUAACUCUGCAGUUUACCAAAGUGACAAAGAGGAAGGAUUGGAGUAUGAAAGACACAACAUCCCUAACAACUGUACUACAGACUACUCCAUCCUUAAAUCUCCCAGGCCAAGCAGGAAAAACAGUUGUUUGUAAUGUACUGGGCAGCCCGAAUUCUCUGUCUUAAUUUGUCUUUACAGGUUUCCUGUGACAAACCUGAGUUUAAUUUUACAUUUAAUUUGCUGUGUCAUGUUUACAUAUUUUGCAGUUCUUUUACGUCAUGGGAAAUGGCCAGUUUUGGCCAGAUGUGUGACUUCGGAUGAACUUUUGAUGUUAUUGUCAUCCAUGGUUUACAAAUCAGAAAAAGCCUGUCCAUCCUUAAAAAGCAGCAACGAAGGUACAGCUAUGCGAAUACAAUGGGGUGCAUUGGAAAAUGAAGCAUUGUUUUUUGUUGAAAUUUAAUAUACAGGGGAUGGAUUCAAUGACUGGAACACCCGCAUGAUAUAAUGCAACAAAAUGUACCAUUUGUGAUACAUUUUUAUCAAGGGGUGGUUUAAGGGAUGUUAAGGAUAAUUUCUGAGGUUGUACUUUUGUACCGGACUGAACUUUACUGUGAGGUGUUUUUGUUAUUUUGUCUACGCCCUGUGUUUUGCUACAUAUUUUCAACCAUCAGAUGUCUUAGUAAAGGUCUCACAAACCAA
This is a messenger RNA of Etheostoma spectabile (orangethroat darter), 6468 nucleotides long. RefSeq names its product FERM domain containing 5a (gene frmd5a). The record is from RefSeq and is a predicted model, not a curated record. Bases 760 to 2214 code for a protein of 484 amino acids. The transcript is spliced from 13 exons. Gene Ontology annotation, biological process: actomyosin structure organization. Lineage: Eukaryota; Metazoa; Chordata; Actinopteri; Perciformes; Percidae. Gene Ontology annotation, cellular component: cytoskeleton.